This is a messenger RNA of Panthera uncia (snow leopard), 4327 nucleotides long. It is a transcript of the gene MINDY3, whose product is annotated as MINDY lysine 48 deubiquitinase 3. The transcript has 12 exons. NCBI's taxonomy places the organism in Eukaryota, Metazoa, Chordata, Mammalia, Carnivora, Felidae. The coding region runs from base 230 to 1360 and encodes 376 amino acids. Gene Ontology annotation, biological process: protein K48-linked deubiquitination. Gene Ontology annotation, molecular function: cysteine-type deubiquitinase activity; calcium ion binding; K48-linked deubiquitinase activity. The record is from RefSeq and is a predicted model, not a curated record.
GUGGCCCGGCACUUCCGGCACGGGAAACUCCUUGCUGCCGCUCCGGCUGGCUUGACAGGCGCGGUCUCGGCUAGUAGCUCUCUCUCCUCUCGCCUUCCGCCCUCCGCCCGUCCACCCUCCCAGCUCUUUUGCCGCUGCCGUCCCACAACUCCUGUCCCUGAAGGCGCCCCUUCCCCAUGUUCCGGGGCGGGAGUCCUGAAAGCGAAGACCCGCUCGCCGGUACCCCAUCAUGUCCGAACUGACUAAAGAGCUGAUGGAGCUGGUGUGGGGCACCAAGAGCAGCCCCGGUCUCUCUGACACCAUCUUCUGCCGCUGGACACAAGGGUUUGUGUUUAGUGAAUCAGAGGGAUCUGCAUUAGAACAGUUUGAAGGUGGCCCCUGUGCUGUUAUUGCACCUGUUCAGGCCUUUCUUUUGAAGAAGCUCCUGUUUUCUUCUGAGAAGUCUUCUUGGAGGGAUUGCCCAGAGGAAGAGCGGAAGGAACUCCUUUGUCAUACCUUAUGUGAUAUUUUAGAAAGUGCCUGUUGUGACAACUCUGGAGCAUUCUGCCUGGUUUCCUGGUUAAGAGGAAAGACAACCGAGGAGCAGACUGCGGGCAUUUCUGGGAGUCCUGCAGAAUCUAGUUGCCAAGUGGAGCAUUCUGCUGCCUUGGCUGUCGAAGAGCUUGGCUUUGAGCGAUUUCAUGCAUUAAUUCAAAAAAGAUCAUUCAGAAGUUUACCUGAAUUAAAGGAUGCUGUCCUGGACCAGUAUUCAAUGUGGGGAAACAAAUUUGGAGUAUUGCUUUUUUUGUAUUCUGUGUUACUGACAAAGGGCAUUGAAAACAUAAAAAAUGAAAUUGAAGAUUCAAAUGAACCUUUGAUAGAUCCUGUAUAUGGACAUGGCAGCCAAAGUUUAAUUAACCUCCUACUGACUGGACAUGCUGUUUCUAAUGUAUGGGAUGGUGAUAGAGAAUGCUCAGGAAUGAAACUUCUUGGUAUACAUGAACAAGCAGCAGUAGGAUUCUUAACAUUAAUGGAAGCUUUAAGAUACUGUAAGGUUGGUUCUUACUUGAAAUCUCCAAAAUUCCCUAUUUGGAUUGUUGGCAGUGAAACUCACCUCACCGUAUUUUUUGCCAAGGACAUGGCUUUAGUUGCUCCUGAGGCACCUUCAGAACAAGCCAGGAGAGUUUUUCAAACCUAUGAUCCAGAAGUUGCUUGCACAGGGAACAAGAUCUGCACACCAGGGUGCCCACAGGAUUCGCUGCUCAGCCACAACAUUAGGGCACAUGCAAUCCACAUAGGGGUCACCCCAGGAACUCCUGGUUCUCCUGAACAGGAGGGCACUACACCACAGGACCACUCCUUUCAAGACCUGGAAUUUUAAGUGACCUACCAACUACAUAGAAACAGAGACUCAGACAAAAUGAGGAGACGGCGGACUGCGUUCCAAAUGAAAGAACAGACAAAACUACAGAAAAAGAGCUAAACAAAAUGGAGGUAAGCAAUCUACCUGAUAAAGAGUUCAAAGUAACGGUCAUAAAGAUACUAACAGGACUUUAGAGAAGAGUGGAUGAAAUCCAUGAGAACUUCCUCAAAGAGGAAGUAAAUAUUUAAAGGAGGAAAUAUUUAGUGCUUCUAGAAUGUAUUUGAACUUAAUCAUCAACUUAAUAUAGACUGCCACACACAUAGGAUGUUGUAUAUGAACCCUCUGAUAACCCAAAGAUACCCAAAGGGAAAGCAGUUCAAACAUAACACUAAAGAGAACCAUCAGACCACCAGAAAAGAAAGGAACAGAAAACUACAGAAACAACCAAAAAACAAUUAACAAAAUGGCAGCAUACCUAUAAAAAUUACAUUAACAUAAAUGGACUAAAUGCUCCAACCAAAAGCUAUAGGGUGACUGAAUGGAUAAAGGACAAUACCCAUCUAUAUGCUGCCUACAAGAAACUCCUUCAGAAAACACACACAGACUGAAAGUGAAGAAUUGGAAAAGUAUUUCAUACAAAUGAAGUUAAAAAAAAAAAACAAAAACUAGGUACCAAUACUUACAGCAGACAAAAUAGACUUUAAAACAAAGGCCAUAACAAGACAAAGGACAUUACAUAAUGAUAAAGCAAUCGAUCCAUCCAAGAAGAAGACAUGGGAUUUGUAAAUAUCUGUGCACCCAAUGUAACAAAACCUAAUUAUAUAAAGCAAAUAUUAACAGACAUCAAGGGCAAAAUUGACAAUAUAAUAAUAAUAGGAGGAGACUUUAAUACCCCACUUACAUCAGUGGCUAGAUCAUCCACACAGAAAAUCAAGGAAAUAGUGACGUUGAAUAACAUGUUCAACCAGGUGGACUUCACAGAUAUGUUUAGAACACUCUACCCCAAAACAGCAGAACACACAUUCUUUUCAAGUGCACAUGGAACAUUCUCCAAGAUAGAUCAUAUGAUAGGCCACAGAACAAGUCUCAAUAAAAGAAGAAUGAACCAUCUGAAGUCGAAUGAACCAUCGUUUCCUACCACAGCAAGUAAUUAGAAAUCUUUUACAAGAAAAAAACAAAUAGGAGAAACCCAAACACCUAGAGGCUAAAAUGAAAUCCAAGAGGAAAUCAAGAAAUACUUGUCGACAAACGAAAACACAAUGGUCCACAAUCUUCGGAAUGAAGGAAAAGUAAUUCUAAGAAGGAAGUAUAUCUCAAUACAGGCCUACUUGAAGAAACAAGAAAUAUCUUGAAUAAAUAAUCUAAACUUAUACCUAAAGGAACUAAAAAAGAGGAAUAAAUAAAGGCUUAAGUUAGUAGAAGGAAGGAUAUUAUGAAGAUCAGAGCAGAAAUAAAUGAAAUAGAGAACAAACAACAACAGUGGAACAGAUCAAUGAAAGCAAGACUGAGUUGUUUGAAAAGAUAAACAAAACUCAUAAACCUUUACUGAAGCUAAUAAAGAGAAAGGGCCCAAACAAAACCAGAAAUGAGAAGUUAUGAGACCAUAGAAAUACAAAUAAUUACAAGUGAUUAUUAUUUAAAAAUUGGCAAAUUAACAUAGAAGAAACAAAUUCCUAAAAAUGUACAACCUUCUUCUGAGAACGGUCCCAUUACUGUAAACAACAUUGAGUCACUAAUCAAAACACUUGGAAUAAGGGGCGCCUGCCUGGGUGGGUCAGUUGGUUGAGUGUCUGACUCUUGAUUUCAGCUCAGGUCAUGAUCCUAGGGUUGUGGGGUUAGGCCCCGUGUCAGGCUCCACAGCCUGCUUGGGAUUUUCUCUCUCCCUCUGUCCCUCCCCAACUUGCACACACUUUCUCCCUCUCUCAAAAAAUAAAAAUAAAUUUAAAAAAAAAUUUUUUUUUUAAACAAAAGAACUUGUGAGAAGCAUAAAUGCAGGACAGUGGCUUCACUGGUGAAUUCUACCAAACAUUUAAAGAAGACUUACUACUUACCAUUCUCAUACUAUUCCAAAAUGAAAAAGAGGAAGGAAUGCUUUUAAAUUAAUUUAUGGGACUAGUAUUACUCUGAUACUAAACAACUCAAAAAAAAAACAAAAACGAGAAUUUAAGAUGCAAAAAUCCUCAACAAAAUAUUAGCAACCAAAUUGAAAAAUACAUUAAAAGGAUCAUUUACCACAAUCAAGUGGGAUUUGUUGCAAGCACGGUUUAAUACACACAACAGAAUACAUGAUUGUCUCAAUAGAUGGCAGAAAAAGCAUUUGGCAAAAUUCGACAUCCAUUCAUGAUAGAAUUCUCAACAAAGUGGAUAUAGAAGGAACAUACCUUGACAUAAUAAAGGCCAUAUAUGACAGACCCACUGCUGACCUACUCAGUGGUGAAAAGCUGAAACGUUUUCCCUAGGAUCAGGGACAAGACAAGGAUGCCCACUCUCGCCACUUUUAUUCAACAUAGUACUGGAAGUCACAGUUGCAGCAGUUGGACAAGAAAAAGAUAACAAGCAUCCAAAUUAGUAGAGAAGAAGUAAAACAUUCACUGUUUUCAGAUGACAUACUACUUUAUGGAGAAAAUCAUGACGACUCCACCAAAAAACUAGAUCUAAUUAAUAAAUUCAGGAAAGUUACAGUAUAUGAAAUCAAUACACAGAAAUCUGUUGUGUCUCUAUACACUAAUAAUGAAAUCACAAGAAGGAAAGGGAACCAGCCCAUUUACAAUUACAUCAAAUAGAAUAACAUACCUCGAUAUAAUUUUAACCAAGGAGGCGAAAGACCUGUACUCUGAAAACUGCAAGACACUGAUGAAAGAAAUUGAAGACAACACAAAUAAAUGGAAAGAUGUACCAUGCUCUUUGAUUGGAAGAAUACUGUUAAAAUUGUUCGUAUUACCAAAGUGAUCUACAGAUUCACUGAAAUUCCCAUCAAAAUACCAA